AUGAAUACAGGCCCUACUAGGCAGAACGGCAACGGCAGCGAUGGCAGCGACUACUCCAUGGCUACAUUCCUUCUUAACUCCGACAAAUCUCCCGUCUCUGAGAGGCUCACAGCCCAGGCCAUCACGGGACUCAACAACACGGCGGUUCGCCUGCAGGACCAAAGCAGAAACGUCGGCCAGCUGGUCCAGGUUAUCAAGCCGACGGAGUCUGUUGAGAGCAGCACGACCCAGAGCGAAUGA
Scedosporium apiospermum is the source of this 240-nucleotide messenger RNA. RefSeq lists its product as uncharacterized. The record is from RefSeq and is a predicted model, not a curated record. The transcript is spliced from 2 exons. Lineage: Eukaryota; Fungi; Ascomycota; Sordariomycetes; Microascales; Microascaceae. Bases 1 to 240 code for a protein of 79 amino acids.